AUGUGUAAAGGACUCUCCUCCCUGCCCUCCUCAUGCCUGGAGAAGGCAAAAGAGAUGCGGGUGAUGUUCGGCCAUCUGGCUGAGACACACCACAAGCAAAAGGAUGGAAAAACUCUUCAGGACCUGGAAACUCUGCUAAACAACAAAGGUGGCCUGCAGGCGUUUCGUGGGUUCCUGCGUUCAGAGUUCAGUGAGGAGAACCUGGAGUUCUGGCUGGCAUGUCAGGACUACAGGGUUUUGCCCUCAAACCUGCAAAAGACCAAGGCCAGCGGCAUCUACAGCCAGUUCAUCAACCCUGAUGCACCGCAGGAGGUCAACCUGGACGCGGAGACCCGUGAGGCUCUGCUGAGUGUGAUGGACUCUCCGUGUGCCGACACGUUCAAGACGGCACAGCAGACGAUCUACAACCUGAUGGCUAAAGACUCCUUCCCUCGCUUCCGGCGCUCCCACCACUCCGUAGAGGCCAUUAGGGCUUUUUAA
This is a messenger RNA of Limanda limanda (common dab), 480 nucleotides long. Its product is annotated as regulator of G-protein signaling 5-like. The record is from RefSeq and is a predicted model, not a curated record. Bases 1 to 480 code for a protein of 159 amino acids. The transcript is spliced from 5 exons. NCBI's taxonomy places the organism in Eukaryota, Metazoa, Chordata, Actinopteri, Pleuronectiformes, Pleuronectidae.